ACUUAUGACCAAAUUGCCCUUCAUUUCUCCUCACAUUGUGGAACCCACGAUCAAAACUUUAGCUUUUUGGGGGUGCUUGGCUUGUCCAUAAAUAAUCCUCCCUUACAAUUCCUUUCUCCCCUUUUCCUCUUCUUUCGUUCUACCCCCUACCUAUAAGCUAUUUCUCAGCCAUGAUGUCCACCGUUCUCCCCUCCGAAUCCGUCUUUAGCAAUAGUAGUAGUAACCCCUUCAACGGCGGUUUCACCCCGUGGGAGAAUCUUGAAUCUUUUUUUACUUCCACUCUUUAUAAACCUAAUGAUUCAAAUAAACCCAAGUCUAGUAAUAAGUCCAACCUAAGUUGUUACCAUGCCGGUUUUGGUCUAGGUUCGGAACGUCCUAACCUAAGUUGUUACCAUGCCGGAUCAGACUUAGGUUCGGAACAACCAAACCUAAGCUGUUACCAUGCUGGAUCAGACUUAGGUUCGGAAUUUCCAAACAAAGUAUUGCCUAGCUUUGACAAUACAAAUCUAGGUAGUUGCCAUAUUGGUUCAGACUUAGGUUCAGAAAGUCAAAGCACAAACACAACUUGUUUUGACCAACUUAACUUAAGUCAAUACCAUGCCAAUUUUGAAAGCCCAACCCAACAAUCACCUCCUUUUGACGAACUUGACCUAGGUCCUUACCAUGUUGGUACUGAUUUAGGUUCAGAACGUCCAAAAAGAUCCCCUAGUUAUGAAGAAUUGAGCCCUAAUCAGGAUCAACCAAACCAAAACUCAAACCCUACCAACUCAAGUUCAAGUUCAGGUUCAAGUUAUGAUGAUCCAAUCCAAAACCCAAAUCGACGUACGUGUCCUGAUGAUCCAGCCAAGAACAACAUCGAUGAGCGAAAGCGUAAGCGGAUGCUAUCAAACCGGGAAUCAGCUAGACGGUCCCGGAUGCGGAAACAAAAACACCUAGAAAAUCUAAGGAACAAUGCGAAUGAACUUAAAAUCCAAACUCGGGAGCGGUCGAACCAUCUGCGGUUAAUGACCCAUCAAAUUCAACAUGUAAGGAGAGAAAAUGAACGGCUCAAAGCCGAAUCAUUCAUACUCCAAAGGAAAUUAAUGCAUCUCAGCAAUAUUUGGAAACUUCAGCAACUUCAACAACAACAAUGUUCGUUCUCAACGACCAGCAACUUAAUGCACACGCCCAUGCAAAUAUAAAAUCAUAUAAUUAAUCAACGUAUUAUAUUUUUUCACUAUAACUAAGUACAUAAAAAAAAAUCCUCGAUCAUUAAGGCUAUGCAGAUCAUCUAUAUCGAUAUAUAAAUCAAUAAAUAAUAUAUAUAGAUAUAUGAUGAAUACUUGUACUAAUAAAUAAAAUUGGACAAGGGAGAUUAAUUAUACAAGGCAGCUAUAUAUAUAUAUAUUAUGAAUUAGAUGUAUGAUCGAUCUAUAUAUUCUCUCAAUCUAUGUAGAUCAUAAGAGAUUAGUGUAGUUUUUCGGAUGGUCUUAUAUUAUUAUUAUUAUUAUUAUUUGAUUGGGCGGGGUGAGGUUUUUUCUUUGUAACUCCAUUGAUAGGAAAUUUUUUUUCAAGUUUCCUGUUAAAAUAUGGAAUUGUUCUCUUGUAAAGAUGAAUUAAAGUUGGUGUUUGAUUUAUAAUUAGCAAAAACUUUUGGUCUCGCGUGCUAA
Chenopodium quinoa (quinoa) is the source of this 1649-nucleotide messenger RNA. Its product is annotated as basic leucine zipper 34-like. The coding region runs from base 171 to 1181 and encodes 336 amino acids. The record is from RefSeq and is a predicted model, not a curated record. Gene Ontology annotation, molecular function: transcription cis-regulatory region binding; DNA-binding transcription factor activity. Gene Ontology annotation, cellular component: nucleus. Gene Ontology annotation, biological process: positive regulation of DNA-templated transcription. Lineage: Eukaryota; Viridiplantae; Streptophyta; Magnoliopsida; Caryophyllales; Amaranthaceae. The transcript has a single exon.